AUUUGUGGUCUGUUCAGUUAAUUCUGUAGUGCAUGCACUUUGGUCGUGAGGUGUGUAGUGGACUUUGUUGUUAAGAAAAUAUUUAAUUUAUUUCGCUGCCUCACCAGUUAAACUGAGUAAUCAUGACAGAACAUGUGGAGAUUUCAAAUAAAGUUAAUUUAAUAGGAGCAGUUGAUCAAGGAACCGGUAGCUCCCGAUUUCUAGUCUUUGCACCGGAUACUGCAGAAAUAGUUACAUAUCAUCAAAUAGAAACUAAACAAAUAUAUCCACAAGCUGGAUGGGUCGAACAAGAUCCAAUGGAGAUAUUAUCCAGUGUUUUGACUUGCAUUGAUAGAACGGUUGAAAAGCUUCGUGAAUUUGAAAUCGAUCCAUCCUGUAUCAAAGCAAUAGGAGUAACAAAUCAAAGAGAGACAACUAUAGUAUGGAAUAAAUACACUGGUAAACCAUUGUAUAAUGCUAUAAUAUGGCUUGAUUCUAGAACUGCUGAAACGGUCGAGACGUUAUCUAAACAAAGAGGAGCAAAAGCUAUAAAGGAGAAAUGUGGUUUACCCAUAACUAGUUAUUUUAGUGCUGUGAAGUUAAAAUGGUUAAUUGAGAACAUUCCAGAAGUAAAGGAAGCGAUUAAACACGAUCAAUGUUUAUUUGGUACUGUUGAUUCAUGGAUCAUUUGGAAUUUAACUGGCGGUGUUAAUAAUGGUAUUCAUGUAACUGAUGUUACAAAUGCCAGUCGUACAAUGCUUAUGGACAUUCGCAUGUUGAAAUGGAAUUCUUGGUUAUGCAGUUUCUUCCGUAUUCCAAUGUCUAUUUUGCCUAACAUUCGUAGCAGCUCAGAAAUCUUGGGAUAUUUAUCUUGUAGCUCAUUAUCUGGAGUUCCUAUUUCAGGAUGUUUGGGAGAUCAGAGUGCAGCACUUCUAGGCCAGCUCUGUUUGAAGCCAGGUACCGCAAAAAACACUUAUGGAACAGGAUGUUUUUUACUUUGUAAUACUGGUAGAGUACCUGUUUGGUCCCAGCAUGGAUUGUUGACUACUAUUGCUUUUAAGUUGGGUCCUGAUGCGCCUACUAUGUAUGCUCUUGAAGGUUCUGUAGCCAUUGCUGGAGCUUUGAUUCAAUGGCUUCGAGAUAAUUUAGGAAUUGUUGCAGAUUCCUCAUAUAUUGAAACAUUAGCUGCCUCCGUUGAUGGUACACAUGGUGUUUAUUUUGUUCCAGCAUUCUCUGGACUAUAUGCUCCUUAUUGGCAGCCCAGUGCAAGAGGUACCAUCUGUGGACUGACACAAUAUUCUACCAGAGCACAUCUUGCCCGUGCUGCAUUAGAAGCUGUUUGUUACCAAACAUGUGAAAUUGUUGAUGCCAUGAAGUUGGAUAGUGGAUUCCCAAUGGAACAACUUCAAGUAGAUGGUGGGAUGACAAGUAAUAAGAUGCUCCUGCAAAUGCAGGCUGAUUUGUUAGGUUUUCCAGUUGUUCUCCCUUCAAUGCCAGAAACUACAGCCCUUGGAGUGGCUAUAGCAGCUGGAGCUGCCAAAGGGAUUGAAGUAUGGGAUAUUGCUUCAACUGAAUCCAGUGAUGUGACGAUUGAUAUUUUCAGUCCUAGCAUAUCACAGACGGAGAGAGAUAAGAGAUAUGCAAUGUGGAAAAAAGCAGUUAAACGUUCUUUAUACUGGGAUGAGGAUAGUUUGAAAUCAAAUAUGAUUAGGAAUCCAAUUUUACAGUCAUUACCUGGUGGUAUAUUUUUAUUUACAUCUUUUGCUAUUCUUUUGCUAGCUGAAACACUGAAAUGACCAAUAUUUUAAUAAUUAUAAAAUUGCUUAUUUGCAUUCUGGUUAUCUUAGUUCUAUAAAAUGUUUUAAAACUUUUUUUUUUUUUUUUUUUUUUUUUAAUAUUGGUUUAGUGAUUAGGCUCUUGUGCAUGUAUAUUUACCGUAUGUUCACAGAACAUAAACACAUUCCUCUGUUAUCUAAAGUUUAUCAUGUAAUUGUCUUUGAAUUCUGAAUCCAUUCACAAUUUUAAAUAGCCUUAUGCUGGAUAAGCAAUGGUAUUCAUAUAUUUUUGUUUGCAAGAAGUAAGUUAAGAGUUUACUUAUUAUAAUAUUUAUUUGUUAAUGUUGCUUAGUUUGACCAUAGACUUAACCAGAAUGCAAUAGUUGACUGUUUUUUUUUUUUUUUCCUUUCUUUCUUUCUUUCUCCCAAUGAAUUGUUUCUGUGCCAUUUCUUGUUUAGAGUGAGUGUCCCUUUUUUUUUUUUUCCUUUUAAAAAGUCAAGCUCAGCCAAUAUUUUAAUAAGAUGCUUGACUUUUGAAUUGCUACAAUGAUGUGCUUGUAUUUUUAUAAACGCUUGGCCAUUAGUACUUUGGAAUUCUUUGGUUUUAGUGACAUGAAAUUAUUAAAAAACUAUGUUUUAUGGUUGCUAUUGUUAGGUACUUAAGAACCAUAUUGAAGUUCGUAUUGAGUAUUAAUAAUUGAAGUUUCUGUACAGAAGUUUUUAAAAUUAUGUGUUCAGUAUUACUUUCAACUUUAAAACUGAAUGAAAUUAAUAUUAUUAUGAAGUCUUGAAUCUUGUCAAACGUCUAUUUGAAAAUGUAUUCUGCUAAUAUAAAUUGUUUUGGAUACUGUUGAAAACUUAUGUUAAAUAUUUUGAGCUUUGAUUAUAUGAACAUUCCAUAACUGUAAAUUUAUGUUCUCAAUUUAUAAUGCUGAAAUUGGAAUUACUUGACUAUAUUAAAGCUUGUAACUACUUGCUUUUAAAAUGUUAUCGUAAAAAUGAUCUUUAUUUAUUUAAUAAUUUUGCAUCAAUUUUUUUUCGGGUACCGCCAAGUUUGGCGCCAAAUUUUAAAGCUAAAGUUGCCAAUAUGGCAACCUCUCUACGCCUGCAAUGUAUGGCAACCCUGUGAAGAGAAUGGGGUGAUGUCGAUGAUGUAAUUAUAAACUAAUCAGGUAUGAAUUGACUUUGAAUAUCAACCAAUUAGGUAUAAGGGCACCUUUUCGCGGGGAAUUUCUAAUUUCUACUGCUCCCCAAGUCUUGUAACGUAGUUUUUUCUUACUUUCUUCGAUUUCUCUUAUGGUGGCAGCUUUUCGGGGGGAAUUUCAAGAUUUUCUCUUCAGUUAAUUGAUGAUUGGAUUUAUUCUGAUUUCUUCUGCUCUCCAAGUCUUGUAAAGUAUUUUUUUUCUUUCUUCGAUUUUUCUUGUGGUGUAAAAUGGCUGGUAUGAAUGUGACAAAUGAGGAAUCCCUUAAAUUGAGGAUUUUUUUCGAUUUAGAACGUUUGGGAGCGAAAGCGUGUGUUGAAUGGUGCAUUAAAAUGGAUUUAAUUGCUGAUGGAAGUGCGGUGAGUGCGGGCAGGAUAUGGUAUUAACAGAAAGGAAAGGUUUGUAGGAGAGAAGGGCAUUAUUGUAAAUUAACGAAAUUAUCAUCGUUCAAUCGGGCGAGUUAAAAAAAAAAUUGUAUUGUUAUUUUUGUGCAUUUUUUUAAAUUUAACAUUGUUCAAAUUGUGCUAUUUUUAAUUAUUUCUAAUUCUUAUUUUUGUUCUUUUUGUAUACUUCAUGCCAAAUGUUUCUCCUGCCAUAGCCCCAUAGACGCUGUAAUCUUCAGAAAAAAAUCUCUUGAAAAUAGUCAUAAUAUUGAGAAAUACAAUUCUGAAGAUUACAGCGUUCGCGGGGCUUGACAAGAAAAAUUUGGCGGGAAAUCGCCAAAUGGUACCCGUCUCUAGAACUGUACCAAGAAAAAUAAGGCCACUGACAAAAUUUCCUUAUUUACAAACAGCAAAACUUCCAAAUUUGAGGAAUAUAUUCAAUUUAUAUUUUAAUAUAGUAUGUAAGCAAAUGCUAUGUUUACAUUAUGUAGUUUUUAUAGUUAUUAAAAUAAUAUAUUGUUUUCAAAUUUCAUUUUCUCAUGAGAAAGAAUCAAGAGUCAAUUAUCCCCCCCCCCCCAAAAAAAAACAUGAUUAUCCGUAUCAAGUGUUGUCCCAUUUAAUCUAGAUAAUUGGAUUUCAACUGUAGCAUUUUGUACCAUUGAGAAUAUUUUGAUUUUUCAGAUUCUGUAUUCUUAUUCCUAAUUUCUGAGUUUCCUCCCUCCCUCUUUUAUCCUUUUUUUUUUUUUUUGUAUAUUUGAGUAUAAUAGAAAUACAAUGCCAUUGAGUAAAAAAAAAAAAAAAUCACAUUUGAAUUAAUAGAAAGAUUAAUUAAAAUUAUCUUGAAGCUGAGUAAAAAAUAUUUCAUAAUUCAAUAGAUAAGUUUGACUAGUUCUGAGAUUUAAACUUUAAAUUGAACUAUAUUAGCUUCUAACAUUAAAGUACUGUGUUGGGAUUAGAUUCCAUUAGCAUUAGGCUACUUUUUUUUAUUGUGGUUUAUUUUUAACUUUGCCGUUAGUAAGAAUUUAAAUAUAGUAUCUUUUAAAUAUAAAAUAUAUCUAUUUUCUAAAUUUUUUACCAGAGAAAUUUAUAAUUUCCCUAAAUUUUAAUUAUGACUGAUGAAUUCUGAAGAAUUAGUUUGUUUUGUUUCAGUGUUUAUCAUUUUGCAAUGUCUUUACUUUAAGACUUUUUAAUUUAUUUUAAUAAAGUUAUGCUUUCCCUAUUUUUACUAAUUUUCAAUAGUUUAGUUUAUUUUCUGAUAUAAACUUUAAUAAGUCAUUGUGUUAUUUUUCAAGAAUGUGCUUCAUACCUGUGUUUCUUACAGUUAUUCUUUCUUGUUAAUUUUUUUCAAAGUUUUAUUAUGUUUGUUAUCUACUUAAUGUUUAGUUUUAGAAUUGAUAAGUUAUAAAAUUUUUUCAUUGUUUCCCCAUUUUUUUUAUUAAUCUUUAUUGAAGGAUAUAAUCAAACAUUAAAUAAUGCACAAAUAUAGAGCAGUAUCUCAUAGUUAUGAUUCUCACGUUUUCAUUUUACUAUAACAAGGAUAUCAAAUUCAAAUGCUAAUCAGGGCAAAUAAAUAAGACUUAAGUUUAUGUGACCUACAACCCCCCCCCCUCCUUAUUUUUAUAGGAUCAUAAGUUUAUUUUAAAAACAUAGUUAAAAAGAUGAUUAAAUUAAUAUUUUUGUCUUGAUAGUUGGCAUCUCCUCCCUGCUAUCAUCUUUCUUAUUUCUGGGGAUAUCAUGUGUGCAGUAAUUAAUAUCAAAACUGAUACAAGGUGAAUGUUAAUAUUUCUGGAACUGGGAGGAGACUUAUAUCCUUUUAUAAAUGAAAGUAAUUCGAUAAUUAGAAAUUAAAAUUUUGUAAAGUAUUACAUUUGCUGGAGUAUAUUUGCUUGCAGUAUAUUUUCACAGACUGCAAGCCAGCCUUGAGUUUGAGACCCUUGUAUUAUAGCAUUGGUAGGAAAUGAAAACAUAAAAUAAUUCUUAAAUGUUUUUUUUUUUUUUUUUUUUUUUUUUUUUGUUAUUGUUAUCAGAAUAGUUAGUAAUCUUGAAAAUGUUUUUCUCAAGUUUCAUUUUUUUAAAACUGGGAAUCACCAUGAUUUAUUAUCUGAAAUUAUGUUAAUAUAAAAAUAUUCAUUUGUGUAAAUGCAAGGAAAUAUUCUUCAAUGCUUAUUCUUUGAAAAUCAUAUUUUUUCCCAUUGGAUUUAUACUAUAUCUAGUCGUUUCAUCUGAUCAUGACAUAUUUAUUUUAAUUAACUUUAUUUUUUAUAUGAGUUUCUAAUGAAUUAAAAUCUGUAUUUUGAAAUCCUUCCUUACAUAUUGUUGUAUAAUUUAUUUGUUAGUUUAAUUGAGAAAGUUGUAUGCAUAAUAUGCAUUUUUACUUUUCAUAGAAGUGAUAUUUUUUUAUUUUAUUUAAGUUGGUUAUCUAUAUCGUUACAUGUUAAAUUCUUGUUUUCUGAAUACAGUAGAUCUAUGUUAUGCUACUGACAGAAUUAGGAUAUUAGCAAUGUGGUUCCUGUUAUUAUGUAAAAUUUGUUAUUGCAAAUUGAUUUGUAUUUGGUGUUUGGGUUAGUUGCUUAUAUGGAAGGUCAGUUGUGUAGAUCUGCUGUAUUCCUAUUUGUUUUAGGAAUUUAUUUUCAGCCUGGAGUGCCUUUACUGCUGAACAGACAAAGGAUUCUUAUUGAAUGAAAUGUUGUCAUGCUAAAUGUAAUGUACUAAAUAAAAUGUACAUUUCAUUUUAGUAAAGUUAUCUAACUUUGACUGUCAGAUUUUAUAAUUAUUGUUGUUGCAAAAAUCUUAAUAGAA
Molecule: messenger RNA, 6138 nt
Organism: Argiope bruennichi
Lineage: Eukaryota; Metazoa; Arthropoda; Arachnida; Araneae; Araneidae
Product: glycerol kinase-like
Exons: 1
Coding region: 123-1775 (550 amino acids)
Biological process (GO): glycerol-3-phosphate biosynthetic process; triglyceride metabolic process; glycerol metabolic process
Cellular component (GO): mitochondrion
Molecular function (GO): glycerol kinase activity
Source: RefSeq, a predicted model, not a curated record